Triplophysa dalaica is the source of this 2398-nucleotide messenger RNA. It is a transcript of the gene ctsll, whose product is annotated as cathepsin L, like. Gene Ontology annotation, cellular component: lysosome. Gene Ontology annotation, biological process: immune response. Gene Ontology annotation, molecular function: cysteine-type endopeptidase activity. The record is from RefSeq and is a predicted model, not a curated record. The transcript is spliced from 8 exons. NCBI's taxonomy places the organism in Eukaryota, Metazoa, Chordata, Actinopteri, Cypriniformes, Nemacheilidae. The coding region runs from base 997 to 2007 and encodes 336 amino acids.
AUAUACAUCCAUACAAAUUGGUAGAUUUUUGGCAACAGGUUUACAGUUUGUUUCAGUCUCAUUCUUAACAAUCGUGAUAAAACACUAAAAAAAGACACAGUUCUUAUCAACUAUCUCUCGACUUCAUUUGCAUGGCCUGUACGUUUUUAAAAUUGCUUGGACAAGUGGUAAGGUUGAAUCUGAUUGGCAAAACAGCAAGACAACUCAGGUGGGAGGGACUGGGCUUCAAAGACAGUCUCAAAAUACACAUACUGUAAAAAAGCCAAUUAAUUAAAUGUUGGAAUGUUGAAGCAAUAUUAUUAGACAAAUUAUUUUAAGUUAGCAUAAAUAUAUUUUAAAAACAUUUUUAAAUCCAGGCGAAUGUUGGCUGAACAAAUCUAGUCCACAUAUGGACUUCAGACAGCUAUACUGUAUAUUUAAUGCGUUGCGCAGUAAAAUGCCCUUAAUAUUGUUAUUUGGUCAUGAAAUGUAUAGUUUUAUGAGAUGUUCAGGGGAGAAUGUAUCUCUUUUAAGUUCAAAUAUGCAGUCAGUUAAUUAAGAUAGCGUACUGGUACCCCGCCCAACACAGCCUCACCUCGGACACGCGUGCUUCUGAAAUUUAUCGCUGGAUAUGAUGUCUCUGAGGCGUUUGAACAUAUGAUUUAAUUAAUUUUGGCUAUAUCUAAAGGGCAAUCUUUUGCCUAAUAAAUCUAGGGCAAAUCGUUUUGAAUGAGGGCAAAGUUAAGUUUCAUAACUUGUAUUUGUUCUUUACCUUUAGUCUGAAGGAGCGGAUGGAUAAAUAGUCCACAAUACACCACAAUUGAAAUAAACCUUCUGAAUAUAUAUAUUUAGGAGAACAUAUAUGUGUAUGUGGUACGUUUGUGAGAGUCUAAAUGGUAUUGAAUUUAGAUGUCUUGAGUCAGAUUCACUGCUCAGGAUCAAUCCGCACACAACUGCCGGAGUCACUUUCCGCCGGUUUCUCACGUCAGGCAGUUGUUUUCUUAAAUUGACGUCAGGAUGUUGUUGGCUUCAGUCCUCGCGCUCUGUACGAGUGUAGCGUUUGCUGCACCAACUUUAGACCAGCAGUUAGAUGACCACUGGCACCUAUGGAAGAGCUGGCAUGGCAAAAAUUACCAUGAGAAAGAAGAGGGCUGGAGGAGAAUGGUGUGGGAGAAGAACUUUAGAAAAGUUGAGCUUCACAAUCUCGAGCAUUCUAUGGGCAAACACGCUUUCAGACUAGGCAUGAACCAGUUUGGGGACAUGACAAAUGAGGAGUUCAGACUGGCAGUAAAUGGUUAUAAGCAGAACCCCAGACGGAAAUCGCAGGGCUCACUGUUCAUGGAGCCCAGCUUCUUCGAAGCACCUCAACAGGUUGACUGGAGAGAGAAGGGCUAUGUGACUCCUGUUAAAGACCAGGGAAGGUGUGGCUCUUGCUGGGCCUUCAGCUCUACGGGGGCCUUAGAGGGCCAGCUGUUCCGUAAAACGGGUAAACUGGUGUCUUUGAGCGAGCAGAACUUUAUGGACUGUUCUUGGCCAGAGGGAAAUCAUGGCUGCGAUGGUGGCCUCAUGGACCAGGCCUUCCAGUAUGUUCAGGACAACAAUGGGCUGGAUUCCGAGGAGUACUAUCCCUACCUUGCAAAAGAUAAUCAACCAUGCCGCUAUGACCCCAGAUACAAUGCUGCUAAUGACACUGGUUUUGUGGAUAUUCCCAGUGGUAAAGAACAUGCUCUGAUGAAGGCUGUUGCUUCUGUGGGUCCAGUUGCUGUUGCUAUUGAUGCUGGUCAUCAAUCAUUUCAGUUCUAUCAGUCUGGUAUCUAUUAUGAGAAAGAGUGCAGCACUGAAGAGCUCGAUCAUGGAGUGUUGGUAGUUGGUUAUGGAUAUGAGGGUGAAGAUGUUGUCGGGAAAAGAUAUUGGAUUGUCAAGAACAGCUGGACUGAGAAGUGGGGAAACAAAGGCUACAUCUACAUUGCUAAAGAUCGAAAGAACCACUGUGGAAUUGCAUCAGCAGCCAGCUAUCCUCUCAUGUAAUGCCACCGGACUGUUCUCUGCAUUCUGGAUGUCACAAGACUGACCGUCCUACUUUUUGUUUUAUUUUUUUCUAGGCGUUUUAAUUUUGUUUUUAGAUUGCCAUUUUUAGUUUCACACUGUAUAUGCUAUCAGUUUUUGCUUUGAAAAGUCUUUUUCGAAGCACUUUAGACUGGCAUACUGCCUUCUAUAUUUGUAGCCGGUAUAUUUCUAUCAAGGUUUUGAAAAUUCUUGUAAACGGUCAGAUUAGUCGUUACAUUUUCACUGAAAAGUGAAAACUAUUUUGUUAGAAGGUUUUAACAUUUUUGUUGUAUUACAGGUCUAAUGUAAGAACAAUGUUCACAAAAAUGGUCUGAGCUUUUUGACUUGUAACUAUUAAAAAUAUUUAAACUUA